Sceloporus undulatus (fence lizard) is the source of this 1967-nucleotide messenger RNA. RefSeq names its product sirtuin 2 (gene SIRT2). The coding region runs from base 143 to 1342 and encodes 399 amino acids. The transcript has 16 exons. Gene Ontology annotation, molecular function: NAD+ binding. The record is from RefSeq and is a predicted model, not a curated record. NCBI's taxonomy places the organism in Eukaryota, Metazoa, Chordata, Lepidosauria, Squamata, Phrynosomatidae.
GUUCUCAUUGGUGGAGGCGGCGCUGCCUCUGCCGCAAUGCUUUCUGGGGGUUGUAGUUUUACCCUCUCAGAGCGACAAGCUCUGCUCUAACCCCGGUUGCUUCCCUUCUGGUGCCGGAGUCCGCGGCGGCGGGGGAUCUUCCAUGGACAAACGGGAAGACCCGGGAAACGCCGCCGCCGCCGCCGCCUCCUCAGACGCCGCCGCAGAGAGGGACUCGGGCCCAGGCUCCUGGGAUUCAGAUUCUGAUGACGAAGGUGAAGCUUCCAGUCUGACUGAAAUGGACUUCUUGCGAAAUCUCUUGUCCCGGACAUUAAACUUGGGCAGCGAGAAGCCCGAAAAGGUGCUGGAUGAGCUGACAUUGGAGGGUGUGAGCAGAUUCAUGCUGACUGACAAAUGCAAGAAAGUAAUAUGUAUGGUUGGAGCAGGAAUCUCGACUGCUGCUGGGAUCCCAGAUUUCCGCUCCCCAGGUACAGGGCUCUAUGCCAACCUGCAGCAGUACAACCUGCCAUACCCUGAAGCCAUCUUUGAGAUCGGUUACUUCAAGCAACAUCCAGAGCCAUUUUUUGCAUUGGCCCGAGAGCUGUAUCCAGGACAGUUUAAGCCCACAGUUUGUCACUACUUCAUGCGUCUCCUAAAGGAGAAAGGACUGCUGCUACGUUGCUACACACAGAACAUUGAUACAUUGGAGCGGGUAGCUGGUUUGGAUACUGAAGACUUGGUAGAAGCUCAUGGCACCUUCUUUACCUCCCACUGCAUCAGCUCUGCCUGCAAGAAGAUGUACAGCUUGGAGUGGAUGAAAGAAAAGAUCUUCUCCUCUCUCAUCCCCAAAUGUGAAAAAUGUGAGAGUAUAGUGAAGCCAGAUAUCGUGUUCUUUGGGGAAAAUUUGCCCUCCCGUUUCUUCUCACUGAUGGAUUCAGAUUUCCGCAAUGUGGACUUACUUAUUAUCAUGGGCACCUCUCUUCAGGUCCAGCCCUUUGCCUCACUUGUCACCAGAGCACCCACAAAUACACCACGGCUGCUUAUCAAUAAGGAAAAGACUGGAGAGAGUGACCCUGUCAUGUCCCUGAUGGGCUUCGGAUGUGGGAUGGACUUUGAUUCAGAAAAGGCAUACCGGGAUGUUGCGUGGAUCGGAGAUUGCGAUGAAGGCUGCUUUGCUUUGGCAGAGAUGUUGGGAUGGAAGAAAGAGCUGGAAGAACUGGUGAGAAAGGAGCAUGCUGCCAUAGAUGCUAAAUCAGGGCAGGCUGUUGGUGAUGGGGCAAGUGCCUCCCGUUCUCCCUUAAGGGACCAGCAGCGGAACCCAUCCCCAAAGAAAGAAAAGCUUCCUCGCAACAAAGAAGAAUGAAGAGCUUGGACCCAACUGGGGGACCCUUUCUGUGGAUGAAUUAAAAAUCAAAACGGCCAUUGGCUGAGCGAUCCUUGUGGCUUGCAGACUUCUCUGACUUGUCUUACUUCAGGGACUGGAUCAGAGCAGGGAUUAGACAAAGGCUUUUGUUUAGGAGAUCAGUGGGGAAUCCAAGAGAGUGUGAUGAACUGUGGAGUGAAUAAAGCCAAGGGAACACUCCUAGAAGUCUUCUCUACUGACUUGGGGAGUGCUUGCUUGGAAGUCCCACUGAAUUGCUGAAACUAUGGAUCUGAGGUCAGGUGGAUAAAUCAGCAAUGCAAAUGUUUAUUUUAUUUUAAUGUUAAUUUACAGCUGAUCUGUGAAAGAAAAUGGUUCUAAUUUGGGGGUGAUGUUGAGUGGUUGGACAAAGCAGCCUUGAUCUUAACCCUACCUCCCUGCACUUACUCUUGGGAAGUAGUUCUGGCCUGGCCAAAGAAGGCAGCUGUGGGAAGUGAUGUUUGAAGUUAUUUGUUCUAUCUUUUCAUUCUUGAAGGACAGUGAUUUUAGCAGUGUGUAUUGAGCUAUUGCCCCUGUAAUUUGCAUUAAGCUGUCCGAAUGGCAAUUAAAUUCAAGCACCUUGAUACUA